This is a messenger RNA of Xiphophorus hellerii (green swordtail), 2400 nucleotides long. RefSeq names its product cytochrome b-245, beta polypeptide (chronic granulomatous disease) (gene cybb). Gene Ontology annotation, biological process: defense response; superoxide anion generation. The record is from RefSeq and is a predicted model, not a curated record. The transcript has 13 exons. NCBI's taxonomy places the organism in Eukaryota, Metazoa, Chordata, Actinopteri, Cyprinodontiformes, Poeciliidae. Gene Ontology annotation, cellular component: NADPH oxidase complex; plasma membrane. Gene Ontology annotation, molecular function: superoxide-generating NAD(P)H oxidase activity. Bases 71 to 1783 code for a protein of 570 amino acids.
CGUGAGCCACUUCCUGUGUGAGCGAGCGGCGGUAUAAAGGAGCCUUCCUCCCUCCUCUUCCUCAGUCGCCAUGGGGAACUUGGUGGCCAACGACGGGCUCUCCGGCUUUGUUAUCCUGGUCUGGUUGGGAAUCAACGGAUUCCUGUUUGUCCAUUUCUACAUGGCCUUCCUGGUGGACCGCUGGUUCUACACCCGGGUUCUGCUGGGGCACGCCCUGUCCUGGGCCAGAGCUCCGGCCGCCUGCCUGAACUUUAACUGCCUGCUGAUCCUGCUGCCGGUCUGCAGGAACCUGCUGUCGCUGCUGCGAGGCUCCAUCCAGUGCUGCAGCCGAACCGCGGCGCGGCAGCUGGACCGGAACCUGACGUUUCACAAGCUGGUGGCCUACAUGAUCGCCUUCCACACGGCCGUCCACAUCAUUGCUCACUUGUUCAACUUUGAGUUCUUCAUGGACGCCCAGCUGAACCGCAGCGUUGACCUCCUGCCCUUCGUUCUGUCUGAGAUCGGCAACGAGGACAAUGCGUCCUUCCUCAACCCCAUCAGGAGCAACGAGACGAGCCCCACCAUCGUCAUGUUCACCACCAUCGCCGGACUGACGGGCGUCGCCAUCACGCUGGCUCUCAUCCUCAUCAUCACGUCGUCCAUGGAGGUCAUCCGGAGGUCGUACUUCGAGGUGUUCUGGUUCACGCACCACCUCUUCAUCAUCUUCUUCAUCGGCCUGGUGUUCCACGGCUAUGGGCGAAUCGUGCGAGGACAGACUCCGCUCAGCCUGCAGAGCAACGACCCCAAAGCCUGCGCCGACCACUUCCGUGACUGGGGCAAAAACGAGUCGGGCUGCGCCGUCCCCGUGUUUGCAGGGAACCCGCCCGGGACGUGGCAGUGGGUUGUGGGCCCCAUGAUCCUGUACGUCUGUGAGCGGCUGGUUCGCAUCUACCGGUCCCAUCAGAAAGUGGUCAUCACCAAGGUGGUGAUGCACCCCUCCAAGACGCUGGAGCUGCAGAUGAAGAAGAAAGGCUUCAGCAUGGAGGUGGGCCAGUACGUCUUCAUCCAGUGUCCGUCUGUCUCCAGGCUGGAGUGGCACCCCUUCACCCUGACCUCCGCCCCGGAGGAGGACUACUUCAGCGCCCACAUCCGGAUCGUCGGGGACUGGACGCAGGCGCUGUACGAGGCCUGCGGCGGGGACAAGCCGGAGCAGCAGGAGGCCUGGAAGCUCCCAAAGAUGGCCAUCGACGGGCCGUUCGGCACCGCCAGCGAAGACGUGUUCCGCUACGACGUGGUGAUGCUGGUGGGGGCGGGGAUUGGCGUGACGCCCUUCGCCUCCAUCCUCAAGUCUGUGUGGUACAAACACAUCCAGAACAACCAGGACGUCUUCACCAAGAAGGCGGUUCUGUUGCAGAUCUACUUCUACUGGCUGUGUCCGGAGACGCAGGCCUUUGAGUGGUUCGCCGACCUCCUGCAGUCCCUGGAGCGCCAGAUGGCGGACAAAGACAUGGCCGACUUCCUGAGCUACAACAUCUACCUGACGCGCUGGAAGGAGACGGAGGCGGCUCAUUUCCGGGUCCACCACGAGGCGGAGAACGACCCGAUCACCGGGCUCAAGCAGAAGACGCUCUACGGAAAGCCCAACUGGGACAACGAGUUCACCAACAUCGCCGCCAAGCACCCCAAGUCCAAGGUGGGCGUGUUCCUGUGCGGCCCGCCUCAGCUGGGAAAGUCUCUGGAGAAGCAGUGCCUGUCCCACUCCGAGGCCGAAGUCAAGUUCAUCUUCAACAAGGAGAACUUCUGACCGCCGCGUGGCGCAAACACGUUGCUGCAACCUCCACGUUGCUGCAACAGCCACCAGCUACUUCUUCUUUCCCUGCUGCUUGACCUUUAGGGUCGUUUCCAAACUUCCUUCCUCUGAGGUGACCUUCAGGUGGCUCAAACAAAGCCCGAGUGGUGAUGGCUGCAUCUGCAAACACAGGAGAGGCUUUUAUUCUGAAAAGCUUGUGACUGAGCAGCAGCUCUUUGUGAAACAUUUAAACCAGGGGAGCCCAAAGUGGGUCCCUGAGGGCCAAAACCUGCAUGUUUUAGUCUCUCCAUGGUUUAACUCACCUGGAUCCCAUCAUGGAUCAUUAGAUGAACUUUGACCUGCUGAGAAGGUUGUUGGUACCAGGGAGAGACUAGAACCUGCAGGAUGCCGGGCCUCCAGGACCCACUGAUUUAAACAAAACCUGAAAAAUAACGGAAAUAAUGAAACAUCCUCAGAAAACAAAGUUGCUUUUCAAAAUAAAAGCCGUUGUGUUGCUGAUCCAGGUUGAACCUGAUGACUUUUUUUUUUUUGCUUUAUUAAUUUUGAAGCUUUUAUUUUUGAUACUUUCUGCUCAAAAUGCAAAUAAAUUAAAAUUCAAAUUGUUUCAUGUU